Molecule: messenger RNA, 2192 nt
Organism: Strongylocentrotus purpuratus (purple sea urchin)
Lineage: Eukaryota; Metazoa; Echinodermata; Echinoidea; Camarodonta; Strongylocentrotidae
Gene: ift81
Product: intraflagellar transport protein 81 homolog
Exons: 14
Coding region: 165-2192 (675 amino acids)
Biological process (GO): cilium assembly; intraciliary transport
Cellular component (GO): centrosome; intraciliary transport particle B; cilium
Molecular function (GO): tubulin binding
Source: RefSeq, a predicted model, not a curated record
UGAGCGACGAAAUUCUUUGACUGACGCUUUUUGGACCGCGACAGAGAGGGAAAAGGCAGAAGAAUUCGGCUCAUAUCUCACCAAAUGUUGAUCGAAAGCAUGUGAACAUCCACUUUCGAUCAUUAAUUCUUGUGGAACUACGAUAGCUUUUAAAGUAAUUCAAGAUGAGUACCAUACUGAAGUAUGUGGUUGAGCAACUCAACAAAGAACCCUACAGGAGGAACUACAAUCUGAUCAGCUUUGAUGCCUUAGAGCCCCUUCAACUGCUGCAGGUUCUCAAUGAUGUCUUAUCCGAAGUCAAUCCACAGCAUAAGCUUGAUAUCAGAGAGGAAACGCCUGAUGCUACAGCCAUGAGAAUGUUAUCUGAACUCAGAGUCCUAAAAUACAAGCCUACGGUUGAGCCGGCUACCUUUCGGCAGGGCUUAGUAGCCGGCAACAAGCCAGUGGUCUACUCCAUCUUAGAAUGGCUCUUCCAGAAGAUGCCCGAGUUGAAGAAGAGGGCGUAUCUGGCCAGGUUUCUCGUGAAGAUUGAAGUACCAGGAGAGAUUCUUGCAGAGGACGCCGUCAUGGAUACAUACUCUCAGUACGAGGCGCAGGUCGAUGCAUUCAUGGAGCUGCACAGGACUUCGGAGUCUCUGAAGACGUCAGGUUUCUCAACGACAGAGAUCAAGAAAGACAUCUCACAGAUGGAAGAUGAGAAAGACCAACUCGCAAAGAGGAUCGAGAGACUGAAGAAAAAGGUGGAGACCGUACCCAACUACGAGCAUAUGAUGUCUAUCGCAAGGAACUUCAGGAAGGAGCAGGAAAGGGAGGCAUCACUGGCACAGCAGAGACAAGAACAGAAGAACCAGCUGCACCAUGCCGAGCAGAGACUACAGCGAAUGAAGCAGCAACUCAAGGACUUGAAGCAGUCUACAGUUGGAGUAUCAGCUGAUGACUUGGUGAAAAAGCUUGAUGAGGAGAAUAAGGUCAAUGCUUACAUGUGCGAGGAAAAGCUUCCGAAGGACUUGGAGACUCUGAGGAAAGCUUGCCAGGAUCUUGAGAGGGUCGUCAACGAGCCAGCCAUGGGACAGGGAGAUCUAGAGGAGAUACAGACUCAGAUCAAAGCUGUCAACUCUGAAGUGAACGCCCUAAUCGAGAAGCGAAUGAUGAGCAAUGACCCCAAGGAUGACAAGCUUUCCCUCUUUCGUCAACAAGCGUCCAUCAUUGCCCGGAAGAAGGAAGGUCGAGCGGAUGGUCUGCAUGAGGCCAAGGAGGAGCUAGUGCAAGCCAAGCAGGAGCUGGUAGAGAAGAGGGAGUCAGCCAAAAAUCUAGAAGGAGAGGAGGUCUUGAAAGGGGAUGAUUUCAAGCGCUACGUCAACAAGCUACGUGGUAAGAGCACGGACUACAAGAGGAAACGUCAAGAGUUGGCAGAGCUGCGUGCUGAGCUUGGUGUACUCUCCAGGACAGAGGAAAUUCUCAAGCAACGAGACGAACAGAUACAACACCGUCUGUCCAAACUGGAAGCAAAGAAGGGCGUGGCCGGUUACCAUGACACCCAGGAGGAGUUGGAGAAGGUGUCUACAAUCAAGAGUGAGUUGGAUGAUGUCAAAGGUCGUACUCUGGAGGACAUGUCACAUCUGGUGCAAAAGCUGAAUACGAGCAUAGCAUCCAAGAAGGCGAACCUGGCACCGAUCAUUAAGGAGCUGCGCCCUCUACGUCAGCAGGCGCAAGAGAUGCAGGUGGUUUACGACGAUAAGAAGACGGCAUACGAUACCAAGGCGGCCGGGCUGGAGAGCAAUCGCUCUAAACUUGAACAGGAGGUGAGAGCUUAUCGUGAGGAGUGCAGUCAGGAGGAGAGCCGAUACCACUACCUUCAUUGCAUGCUGCAGAUGGUUGAGAUGCAGAACCAGCGGGUAGCCAGCGAGAUGAAAGCAUACACGUCCGCAGAUCAGAUGGAGAAGAAGAAGGCAUUCAGGGAUCAGUAUACACGCAAGCUACAGGAACAGGAGAAUUUGGGAAAGAGUUUACGUGACAAGCAGAAAGCAGUGAAAGAGAGACAUGGACCAAGCAUGAAGCAGAUGACGAUGUGGGGUGACUUCCAGGCCUUGAUGGAAUGCAAGAAACAAUGUUUCCUACAUCAGAAACAGGACCAAGACGCUGGGAGAAUGGUCAGGGACGAGGCUGCCAAUGAAGAGAGGCUUGUCCUCUAG